Messenger RNA from Aphanomyces invadans, 856 nucleotides. RefSeq lists its product as hypothetical. Bases 334 to 828 code for a protein of 164 amino acids. The transcript has a single exon. Lineage: Eukaryota; Oomycota; Saprolegniomycetes; Saprolegniales; Verrucalvaceae. The record is from RefSeq and is a predicted model, not a curated record.
GGCGAAUGUGCUUGGUGAAUUACGCAGUUUUAAAAUGACCUGAACACUCCCAGCUAGCUCGACAAAUGCAGCCACGUCAGCGCCGUUCCAGCCAGCGCAAGCACUGGAAUUGACAGGACUUGAAGUGGCACCGCUACGCUGGCGAAUUUCACAGCACAAGUGGACGACAGUUUGGCAACCAAGUCGGUCUUGGAAUUCGACCCGACGUUGGCCCACCCGACUUGGAGGGUCGAGUUGUUGAAACAACUUGGCAUGCGUUGAACGAUACUACUAGCGUACGAUACGCACGCCGGUGCAGCACAAAAAGCCGCCGUCUGCGACGCGUUUCCCGUCAUGAGCAUGGCCAAGGGGGGCUCCAGCAGCUGCGACGUGCAGUUUUUCCACGGGGGAAACAUCCAGAGGAACUCGAGGACAGCAAGAUCGACUUCUUUACAUGGCUCUGACGGCGCUUGGGUCAGGACAGCUGAGGGCAGGGUGUUGCAAAGGAUAUCCUUGGUGUACAGGUUUAGUUUCUGGAGGUUGAGGCCAUUCGGUCCAACGCAGUUGGGAAGGGACGUGUACAGCGCUUCGAGGUUCUGCACGCAUGCCGGGGCGUCGCAAAAUAUCUUUAAACUUGAGACAGACGCGAUGGCGAGGUCCAGAGCUGGAGCGUUCUCGUCUGAUGCUGCCAUGGCUUGGGAACAAUUCGGCCACGCAGGCAUCAUCGCGACCCCCAGCACCGCCAUCAAGUCGUGCUUUUCGCACGAUUUUGGAGGGUCGAUCGACGACGAAGCAACUGUCGAGGAGAUCAAGGCCAGGACAACGACAUUGCGCAUCGUGCACUUUUGAAUUCGACGUCGAAAGAAGAACAAGGAAG